CCCCCACCCACCCACCACCAGCCCCCAAUGCGGGCAGCUACAAGCCGCUCCCGGCCACUUCAACUCUCUCCCUCUGCUCAAGGAAGAGGAACCAAAAAAGGCGUUUGUUCAACAACAAAAAAAAAAUACCUCAAAGGAUUGACCAGCAUCCGAGAUUUGUAACUCGCCCAGUAUUUGUGAUUUAUGUGCUGUGCAGCCCCCCCCACAGUUAAAAUAGAGGCAAACAGCUGGAGCGAGGGCACAAGCCCUGACCACAACUCUGAGACAAUGAGUGACUCGAUCGAGAAGAAUAUGGACAAUGACGCAGAGGGAGUGUGGAGUCCUGACAUCGAGCAGAGCUUCCAGGAAGCAUUGGCCAUCUACCCACCAUGUGGCAGGCGUAAAAUUAUCCUAUCGGAUGAAGGAAAAAUGUACGGACGCAAUGAGUUAAUCGCUCGGUAUAUUAAACUGAGGACAGGGAAAACACGGACACGUAAACAGGUAUCGAGUCACAUUCAGGUACUUGCUCGUAGGAGAUCGCGUGAGAUUCACAGCAAGUUAAAGGAUCAGUCAGCAAAGGACAAAGCACUUGCCAGUAUGGCGGCCAUGUCAUCAGCACAGAUCGUAUCAGCGACUGCAAUUCAAAACAAACUGGGCAUGUCAAAUAUAUCUCGUCCUUUUCCUGUGACAUCAGGGACUCCCGAGUUCUUUCAGUUUUGGCCAGGUGCUGUAACUUCGGAGGAAGCAAGCUCCUCACAAGAUGUGAAACCUUUCAUCCAACAAUCAUUUGCUGUUCAGCCAAGUGUAGGCCUUGCUCCAGUCUUGGGGUAUGAUGCUGCUUCCAUUGGCCUCUCGCCAGCCAGUUCCCAUCCAGCCUGGCAGGGUCGCUGCAUUGGAACUCCAAAGAUCAGGCUUGUGGAAUUCUCAGCUUUCAUGGAACAACAAAGGGAUCCAGAAAGCUACAAUAAACAUCUCUUUGUCCACAUCGGCCAGUCCAGCCCAUCCUACAAUGAGGCGCUACUCGAAUCAGUCGACAUUCGCCAAAUCUAUGAUAAGUUUCCAGAGAAGAAAGGGGGACUGAAGGAGCUGUUUGAGAAAGGACCAUCUAACACUUUCUUCCUUGUAAAAUUCUGGGCUGAUCUCAGCAUUAAUAUCCAAGAUGAAGCAGGCAUGUUCUAUGGAGUCACCAGCCAGUAUGAAAGCACUGAGAAUAUGACCAUCACCUGCUCCUCUAAGGUCUGCUCUUUUGGAAAACAGGUCGUAGAAAAAGUUGAGACAGAAUAUGCCCGAUUUGAGAAUGGCCGCUUUCUGUACCGAAUCCAUCGAUCUCCAAUGUGUGAAUACCUGAUAAACUUUAUCCACAAAUUAAAGCAACUCCCGGAGAAGUACAUGAUGAAUAGUGUCUUGGAGAAUUUCACCAUUCUGCAGGUGGUAACCAACAGAGACACACAAGAACUGCUCUUGUGUGUUGCAUAUGUCUUUGAAGUCUCAACCAGUGAACAUGGAGCUCAACAUCACAUCUAUAGGCUCGUGAAGGACUAGAUCAAAGCCUUGCUCUUAAAUUUGGACGUUACCAUCUAGGAGGAGAGUCUGGAUCGGUUUGUGGUGCUAACUUUUCCCAAUGCACCAUUCUGAAAUUUCACUCGCUACAAACCCAACCAGGCCUCUUCAAUGAGGCUAGAUUUCUGUAUGACACAAAAAAAAUCUAGAGGCCGGGUUUGCAAUGACAGCGACUGUAUCAAGGUUCUCUCGAAGGUUGCCCAAUGCUUCAGUGAAAAUGACAACAUGUUUGCCUUUAACCAAAUCAUAAUCUUAAUUUAACUGGGUUGAGGGAGGAGCCCAGGAGCUGCGUAUUUGUAUUACACCUCAAGGUCACUCAGGUCGUUCAGCAUUUGUUAUUGGUAAACGUUCCCUUUUAUCUUCAUUGCUGAUUAGAAAUGAUAUCACCAAGUUAAAACAAACUUUGAGAUAAAAUUGAAAGAGAGAAUUACUGAGCCUACUGAUGCAAAAGAUUAAGUAGUCAUUCAUCCCUUUGAAAUGGCUAAAGUGUGUGUGGCCCUGACUUAUCCACACUCACAUGCUGGUGUGGAAACGGUAAAUAAAUCAUCUGAAAGUGAUCUUUC
This is a messenger RNA of Carcharodon carcharias (great white shark), 2102 nucleotides long. Its product is annotated as transcriptional enhancer factor TEF-1-like. Lineage: Eukaryota; Metazoa; Chordata; Chondrichthyes; Lamniformes; Lamnidae. Gene Ontology annotation, molecular function: RNA polymerase II cis-regulatory region sequence-specific DNA binding; DNA-binding transcription factor activity, RNA polymerase II-specific. The transcript has 13 exons. Bases 184 to 1521 code for a protein of 445 amino acids. Gene Ontology annotation, cellular component: transcription regulator complex. The record is from RefSeq and is a predicted model, not a curated record. Gene Ontology annotation, biological process: regulation of transcription by RNA polymerase II; embryonic organ development; hippo signaling.